CUCAGCGCCGGCCCCUCCGGCCUCGGCAUCAUGGGUGACGGAGGAGAGGGCGAGGAUGAGGUUCAGUUUCUGCGGACGGAUGAUGAAGUAGUCCUACAGUGCAGUGCCACGGUGCUCAAGGAGCAGCUCAAGCUCUGCCUGGCAGCCGAAGGCUUUGGCAACCGCCUCUGCUUCCUGGAGCCCACCAGCAAUGCCCAGAAUGUGCCCCCCGAUCUGGCCAUCUGUUGCUUUGUCCUGGAGCAGUCACUAUCCGUCCGAGCCCUGCAGGAGAUGCUGGCCAACACUGUGGAAGCUGGAGUGGAGUCAUCCCAGGGUGGGGGACACAGGACACUCCUGUAUGGCCAUGCCAUCCUGCUCCGGCAUGCACACAGCAGCAUGUACCUGAGCUGUCUCACUACCUCCCGCUCCAUGACGGACAAGCUGGCCUUUGACGUGGGACUGCAGGAAGAUGCAACAGGAGAGGCCUGUUGGUGGACAAUGCACCCUGCCUCCAAGCAGAGAUCUGAAGGAGAGAAGGUCCGAGUUGGGGAUGACCUCAUCCUCGUUAGUGUCUCCUCUGAGCGCUAUCUGCACCUGUCAACGGCCAGUGGGGAGCUCCAAGUUGAUGCCUCCUUCAUGCAGACAUUGUGGAACAUGAACCCCAUCUCCUCUGGCUGUGAAGAGGGCUUUGUGACGGGAGGCCAUGUCCUCCGCCUCUUUCACGGACACAUGGAUGAGUGCCUGACCAUUUCCCCUGCUGACAGUGAUGACCAGCGCAGACUUGUCCAUUAUGAGGGUGGAGCUGUGUGCACCCACGCCCGCUCCCUCUGGAGACUGGAGCCUCUGAGAAUCAGCUGGAGUGGGAGCCACCUUCGCUGGGGUCAGCCGCUUCGCAUCCGCCAUGUCACCACGGGGCGGUACCUGGCACUCACCGAGGACCAGGGUCUGGUGGUGGUUGAUGCCAGCAAGGCGCACACCAAGGCCACCUCCUUCUGCUUCCGCAUCUCCAAGGAGAAGCUGGAUGUGGCCCCCAAGCGGGACGUGGAAGGCAUGGGCCCCCCUGAGAUCAAGUAUGGAGAGUCACUGUGCUUUGUGCAGCAUGUGGCCUCAGGCCUGUGGCUCACCUAUGCAGCCCCGGACCCCAAAGCUCUGCGGCUCGGGGUGCUGAAGAAAAAGGCCAUGCUGCACCAGGAAGGCCACAUGGAUGACGCGCUGUCACUGACCCGCUGCCAGCAGGAGGAGUCCCAGGCUGCCCGCAUGAUCUACAGCACGGCUGGCCUCUAUAACCAGUUCAUCAAGACACAGGGGAUGCUCUCCCUGGUCCUGAAUUGCAUUGACCGCCUAAAUGUCUACACCACUGCUGCUCACUUUGCUGAAUUUGCCGGGGAGGAGGCAGCCGAGUCUUGGAAAGAGAUUGUGAACCUGCUCUAUGAACUCCUGGCCUCUCUGAUCCGUGGCAAUCGUACCAACUGUGCCCUCUUCUCCACCAACUUGGAUUGGUUGGUCAGCAAGCUGGAUCGGCUGGAAGCCUCAUCUGGAAUCCUAGAGGUGCUGUACUGUGUCCUGAUUGAGAGUCCCGAGGUCCUGAACAUCAUCCAAGAGAACCACAUCAAGUCCAUCAUCUCCCUCCUGGACAAGCAUGGGAGGAAUCACAAGGUGCUGGAUGUGUUGUGUUCCCUGUGUGUGUGUAAUGGCGUGGCCGUGCGCUCCAAUCAAGAUCUCAUAACCGAGAACUUGCUCCCUGGCCGUGAGCUUCUGCUGCAGACAAACCUCAUCAACUAUGUCACCAGCAUCCGCCCCAACAUCUUUGUGGGCCGAGCAGAGGGCUCCACACAGUAUGGGAAAUGGUACUUUGAGGUGAUGGUGGAUGAAGUGACUCCAUUCCUGACAGCUCAGGCCACCCACCUGCGGGUGGGCUGGGCCCUCACUGAGGGCUACAGCCCCUACCCUGGGGGCGGCGAGGGCUGGGGCGGUAACGGCGUUGGCGACGACCUCUAUUCCUAUGGCUUUGAUGGGCUGCAUCUCUGGACAGGACACGUGGCACGCCCAGUGACUUCCCCAGGACAGCACCUCCUGGCCGCGGAGGACGUGGUCAGCUGCUGCCUGGACCUCAGCGUUCCAUCCAUCUCCUUCCGCAUCAAUGGCUGCCCCGUGCAGGGCGUCUUCGAGGCCUUCAACCUCGAUGGGCUCUUCUUCCCUGUCGUCAGCUUCUCAGCUGGUGUAAAGGUGCGGUUCCUCCUUGGUGGCCGACAUGGCGAAUUCAAGUUCCUCCCGCCACCUGGCUACGCCCCAUGCCAUGAGGCUGUGCUCCCAAGAGAGCGACUCCACCUGGAACCCAUCAAGGAGUAUCGGCGGGAGGGACCCCGAGGACCCCACUUGGUGGGCCCAAGCCGCUGCCUCUCACACACCGACUUUGUGCCCUGCCCCGUGGACACUGUCCAGAUUGUCCUGCCACCCCAUCUGGAGCGUAUCCGGGAGAAGCUGGCAGAGAACAUCCAUGAACUUUGGGCGCUGACUCGCAUUGAGCAGGGCUGGACCUAUGGCCCGGUUCGGGAUGACAACAAGAGGCUGCACCCGUGUCUUGUGAACUUCCACAGCCUUCCAGAGCCAGAGAGGAACUACAACCUGCAGAUGUCGGGGGAGACACUUAAGACUCUGCUGGCACUGGGCUGCCAUGUGGGCAUGGCAGACGAGAAGGCAGAGGACAACUUGAAGAAGACAAAACUCCCCAAGACGUAUAUGAUGAGCAACGGGUACAAGCCAGCGCCACUAGACCUGAGCCAUGUGCGGCUGACUCCUGCACAGACCACAUUGGUGGACCGGCUGGCGGAGAACGGGCAUAAUGUGUGGGCCCGAGACCGUGUGGCCCAGGGCUGGAGCUACAGUGCUGUGCAGGACAUCCCUGCACGCCGAAACCCUCGCCUGGUUCCCUACCGCCUGUUGGAUGAGGCCACCAAGCGCAGCAACCGGGACAGCCUCUGUCAGGCUGUGCGUACCCUGCUGGGCUAUGGCUACAACAUUGAGCCACCUGACCAGGAGCCCAGUCUGGUGGAGAGCCAGUCCCGUUGGGAUCGGGUGCGCAUCUUCCGGGCAGAGAAAUCCUAUGUGGUGCAGAGUGGCCGCUGGUACUUCGAGUUUGAGGCAGUUACCACGGGCGAGAUGCGAGUGGGCUGGGCCAGGCCUGAGCUGCGGCCUGACACAGAGUUGGGAGCUGAUGAGCUGGCCUAUGUCUUCAACGGGCACCGCGGCCAGCGCUGGCACUUGGGCAGUGAGCCAUUUGGGCGCCCCUGGCAGUCGGGCGAUGUUGUGGGCUGCAUGAUCGACCUCACAGAGAACACCAUUAUCUUCACCCUUAAUGGCGAGAUCCUCAUGUCGGAUUCAGGUUCUGAGACGGCCUUCCGGGACAUUGAGAUUGGCGAUGGCUUCCUGCCCGUCUGCAGCUUAGGACCCGGCCAGGUGGGCCACCUGAACCUGGGCCAGGAUGUGAGUUCCCUGCGGUUCUUCGCCAUCUGCGGUCUCCAGGAGGGCUUUGAGCCAUUUGCCAUCAACAUGCAGCGCCCGGUCACCACCUGGUUUAGCAAAAGCCUUCCCCAAUUUGAGGCCGUGCCCCUUGAGCAUCCCCACUAUGAGGUGGCCCGUGUAGAUGGCACUGUGGAUACGCCCCCCUGCCUGCGCCUCACUCACCGCACAUGGGGCUCCCAGAACAGUCUGGUGGAGAUGCUCUUUCUUCGGCUGAGCCUUCCUGUCCAGUUCCACCAGCACUUCCGCUGCACUGCGGGGGCCACCCCUCUGGCAUCCCCUGGCCUGCAGCCCCCUGCCGAGGAUGAGGCCUGGGCAGCGGAGCCUGACACCGACUAUGAAAACCUGCGCCGCUCAGCGGGGCGCUGGGGCGAGGCUGAGGGGGGCAAAGAGGGAACUGCCAAGGAGGGGGCACCCGGGGGCACCCUCCAGGCUGCAGCGGAGGCCCAGCCUGUCCGGGCCGAAAAUGAGAAGGAUGCUACCACAGAGAAAAACAAGAAGAGAGGGUUCUUAUUCAAGGCCAAGAAGGCCGCCAUGAUGACCCAACCACCAGCCACUCCCGCUCUGCCCCGGCUCCCUCGAGAGGUGGUGCCCGCCGAUAACCGUGAUGACCCUGAGAUCAUCCUCAACACCACCACGUACUAUUACUCCGUGAGGGUCUUCGCUGGCCAGGAACCCAGCUGCGUAUGGGUGGGCUGGGUCACCCCUGACUACCAUCAGCACGACAUGAACUUUGACCUCAGCAAGGUCCGGGCAGUGACAGUCACCAUGGGGGAUGAACAAGGCAACGUCCACAGCAGCCUCAAGUGCAGCAACUGCUACAUGGUGUGGGGCGGGGACUUCGUGAGUCCCGGGCAGCAGGGCCGGAUCAGCCACACAGACCUUGUCAUUGGCUGCCUGGUGGACUUGGCCACAGGCCUAAUGACCUUUACAGCCAAUGGCAAAGAGAGCAACACCUUUUUCCAGGUGGAACCCAACACGAAGCUCUUUCCUGCUGUCUUUGUCCUGCCCACCCAUCAGAAUGUCAUCCAGUUUGAGCUGGGGAAGCAGAAGAACAUCAUGCCGCUGUCAGCUGCCAUGUUCCUGAGUGAGCGCAAGAACCCGGCCCCGCAGUGCCCACCACGGCUUGAGGUGCAGAUGCUGAUGCCCAUCUCGUGGAGCCGCAUGCCCAACCACUUCCUGCAGGUGGACACGCGACGGGCUGGCGAGCGGCUGGGCUGGGCCGUGGAGUGCCAGGAGCCACUAAUCAUGAUGGCACUGCACAUCCCCGAGGAGAACCGGUGCAUGGACAUCUUGGAGCUGUCCGAGCGCCUGAACCUGCAGCGCUUCCACUCCCACACCCUCCGCCUCUACCGUGCAGUGUGCGCCCUGGGCAACAACCGUGUGGCACAUGCUCUGUGCAGCCACGUGGACCAGGCGCAACUGCUGCACGCCCUGGAGGAUGCACACCUGCCCGGGCCCCUGCGUGCUGGCUACUACGACCUCCUCAUAAGCAUCCACCUGGAAAGUGCCUGCCGCAGCCGCCGCUCUAUGCUCUCUGAGUACAUCGUGCCCCUCACGGCUGAGACCCGCGCCAUCACCCUCUUCCCACCUGGAAAAAGCGAGGAUAAUGGUCCCCGCCGGCACGGCCUGCCUGGCGUUGGCGUCACCACCUCCCUUCGGCCUCCACACCAUUUCUCACCUCCCUGUUUCGUGGCUGCCCUGCCAACUGCUGGGAUAGCAGAAGCCCCAGCCCGCCUCAGCCCCAGCAUCCCUCUGGAGGCCCUGCGGGACAAAGCACUGAGAAUGCUGGGGGAAGCAGUCCGAGAUGGUGGGCAGCAUGCACGUGACCCUGUUGGGGGCUCUGUGGAGUUCCAGUUUGUCCCUGUGCUCAAGCUUGUGUCCACCCUGCUGGUGAUGGGCGUCUUUGGCGAUGAGGAUGUGAAACAGAUUCUGAAGAUGAUUGAGCCUGAAGUAUUCACUGAGGAGGAGGAAGAGGAGGAGGAGGAAGAUGAGGAGGAGAAGGAGGAGGAUGAGGAGGAGGAGGCCCAAGAGGAGGAGGAGGAGGAGGAGGAGGAGGAGGAGGCAGCAGAAGGCGAGAAAGAAGGCUUGGAGGAGGGGCUUCUCCAGAUGAAGCUGCCUGAGUCUGUGAAGUUGCAGAUGUGCCACCUGCUGGAGUAUUUCUGUGACCAAGAGCUGCAGCACCGGGUGGAGUCCCUGGCGGCCUUUGCAGAGCGCUAUGUGGACAAGCUCCAGUCCAACCAGCGGGACCGUUACGGCCUCCUCAUGAAAGCCUUCACCAUGUCUGCAGCUGAGACUGCCCGGCGUACCCGCGAGUUCCGCUCCCCACCCCAGGAGCAGAUCAACAUGCUAGUGCACUUCAAAGAUGGUCAGGAAGAGGAAGAUUGUCCUCUCCCUGAAGAGAUUCGACAGGAUUUGCUCAAAUUUCAUGAAGACCUACUGGCACAUUGUGGAAUUCAGCUGGAGGGGAAGGAGGAGGAACCAGAGGAAGAGGUCACCCUGAGCAGCCGCCUGAGGAGCCUGUUGGAGAAAGUGCGGCUGGUGAAGAAGGAGGAGGAGAAACCUGAGGAGGAGCUGCCCGCUGAGGAGAGCAAACCCAAGUCACUGCAGGAGCUGGUGUCUCACACAGUGGUGCGCUGGGCCCAGGAGGACUUCGUGCAGAGCCCUGAGCUGGUCCGGGCCAUGUUCAGCCUCUUGCACCGGCAGUACGACGGGCUUGGGGAGCUGCUGCGCGCCCUGCCCCGGGCGUACACCAUCUCGCCGUCCUCUGUGGUGGACACCAUGAACCUGCUUGAGUGCCUCGGCCAGAUCCGCUCGCUGCUCAUUGUGCAGAUGGGUCCCCAGGAGGAGAACCUCAUGAUCCAGAGCAUUGGGAACAUCAUGAACAACAAAGUUUUCUACCAACACCCGAACCUGAUGAGGGCACUGGGCAUGCACGAGACGGUCAUGGAGGUCAUGGUAAAUGUCCUCGGCGGCGGUGAAUCCAAGGAGAUCCGCUUCCCCAAGAUGGUGACAAGCUGCUGCCGCUUCCUCUGUUACUUCUGCCGCAUUAGCCGGCAGAACCAGCGCUCCAUGUUUGACCACCUGAGCUACCUGCUUGAGAACAGCGGCAUUGGCCUGGGCAUGCAGGGCUCCACACCCCUGGAUGUGGCAGCUGCCUCUGUCAUUGACAACAAUGAGCUGGCCUUGGCGUUGCAGGAGCAGGACCUGGAGAAGGUGGUGUCCUACCUGGCUGGCUGUGGCCUCCAAAGUUGUCCCAUGCUCCUGGCCAAAGGAUACCCAGACAUCGGCUGGAACCCCUGCGGUGGCGAGCGCUACCUGGACUUCCUGCGCUUCGCUGUCUUCGUCAAUGGUGAGAGCGUGGAGGAGAACGCCAACGUGGUGGUGCGGCUGCUCAUCCGCAAGCCCGAGUGCUUUGGGCCAGCCCUGAGGGGUGAGGGCGGCUCGGGACUGCUGGCCGCCAUCGAAGAGGCCAUCCGCAUCUCCGAGGACCCUGCGAGGGACGGCCCGGGUGUCCGUAGGGACCGGCGGCGUGAGCACUUUGGGGAGGAGCCCCCCGAGGAAAACCGGGUGCACCUGGGACACGCCAUCAUGUCCUUCUACGCUGCCUUGAUUGAUCUGCUUGGACGCUGUGCACCUGAGAUGCAUCUAAUCCAAGCUGGCAAGGGUGAGGCCCUGCGGAUCCGUGCCAUCCUGCGCUCCCUCGUGCCCCUGGACGACCUCGUGGGCAUCAUCAGCCUCCCACUGCAGAUCCCCACCCUGGGCAAAGAUGGGGCUCUGGUACAGCCAAAGAUGUCAGCAUCCUUUGUGCCUGACCACAAGGCAUCCAUGGUGCUCUUCUUGGACCGUGUGUAUGGCAUCGAGAACCAGGACUUCCUGCUGCACGUGCUGGACGUGGGAUUCUUGCCCGACAUGAGGGCAGCUGCCUCGUUGGACACGGCCACUUUCAGCACCACGGAGAUGGCGCUGGCGCUGAACCGGUACCUGUGCCUGGCGGUGCUGCCGCUCAUCACCAAGUGCGCGCCGCUCUUCGCGGGAACCGAGCACCGCGCCAUCAUGGUGGACUCGAUGCUUCACACGGUGUACCGCCUGUCCCGCGGCCGCUCGCUCACCAAGGCGCAGCGCGACGUCAUCGAGGACUGCCUCAUGGCGCUCUGCAGGUACAUCCGCCCGUCCAUGCUGCAGCACCUGCUGCGGCGCCUGGUGUUCGACGUGCCCAUUCUCAACGAGUUCGCCAAGAUGCCCCUCAAGCUCCUCACCAACCACUAUGAGCGCUGUUGGAAGUACUACUGCCUGCCCACCGGCUGGGCCAACUUCGGCAUCACCUCAGAGGAAGAGCUGCACCUCACAAGGAAACUCUUCUGGGGCAUCUUUGAUUCGCUGGCACACAAGAAAUAUGACCCAGAGCUGUACCGCAUAGCUAUGCCUUGUCUGUGCGCCAUCGCAGGGGCCCUGCCCCCUGACUACGUGGAUGCCUCUUACUCGUCCAAGGCUGAGAAAAAGGCCACAGUGGAUGCUGAAGGCAACUUUGAUCCUCGGCCUGUGGAGACCCUCAAUGUGAUCAUCCCAGAGAAGCUGGACUCCUUCAUUAACAAGUUCGCGGAGUACACACAUGAGAAGUGGGCCUUCGACAAGAUCCAGAACAACUGGUCCUAUGGGGAGAACGCAGAUGAGGAACUGAAGACCCACCCCAUGCUGAGGCCCUAUAAGACCUUUUCGGAGAAGGACAAAGAGAUCUACCGCUGGCCCAUCAAAGAGUCCUUAAAGGCCAUGAUUGCCUGGGAAUGGACCAUAGAGAAGGCCAGGGAGGGUGAGGAGGAGAAGACGGAGAAGAAAAAAACGCGGAAGAUCUCCCAAAGUGCUCAGACCUAUGAUCCAAGAGAAGGCUACAACCCCCAACCGCCCGACCUCAGCGGAGUUACCCUGUCCCGGGAGCUGCAGGCCAUGGCCGAACAGCUGGCAGAAAAUUACCACAACACAUGGGGGCGAAAGAAGAAGCUGGAGCUGGAGGCCAAGGGUGGUGGGACCCACCCCCUGCUGGUUCCCUACGACACGCUCACUGCCAAGGAGAAGGCACGAGAUCGAGAGAAGGCCCAGGAGCUGCUGAAGUUCCUGCAGAUGAACGGCUAUGCGGUCACCAGGGGCCUUAAGGACAUGGAGCUGGAUACAUCUUCCAUUGAGAAACGGUUCGCCUUUGGCUUCCUGCAGCAGUUGCUGCGCUGGAUGGACAUUUCCCAGGAGUUUAUCGCCCACCUGGAGGCUGUGGUCAGCAGUGGACGAGUAGAAAAGUCCCCUCAUGAACAGGAGAUUAAAUUCUUUGCCAAGAUCCUGCUCCCUUUGAUCAACCAGUACUUCACCAACCACUGCCUGUAUUUCUUGUCCACACCAGCCAAAGUGCUGGGCAGUGGUGGCCACGCCUCCAAUAAAGAGAAGGAAAUGAUCACCAGCCUCUUCUGCAAGCUUGCCGCUCUUGUCCGUCACCGAGUCUCUCUCUUUGGGACGGAUGCCCCAGCUGUGGUCAACUGUCUUCACAUCCUGGCACGCUCCCUGGAUGCCAGGACGGUGAUGAAGUCAGGCCCCGAGAUCGUGAAGGCUGGCCUCCGUUCCUUCUUUGAGAGUGCCUCAGAGGACAUUGAGAAGAUGGUAGAGAACCUGCGGCUAGGCAAGGUGUCACAGGCACGCACACAGGUGAAGGGUGUGGGCCAGAACCUCACCUACACCACCGUGGCCCUGCUGCCCGUCCUCACCACCCUCUUCCAGCACAUCGCCCAGCACCAGUUUGGAGAUGAUGUCAUCUUGGAUGACGUCCAGGUCUCAUGCUACCGAACACUGUGCAGUAUCUACUCUCUGGGAACGACCAGAAACUCUUAUGUGGAAAAGCUGCGACCAGCCCUUGGGGAGUGUCUGGCCCGCCUGGCAGCGGCCAUGCCUGUGGCGUUCCUGGAACCUCAGCUGAACGAGUAUAAUGCCUACUCAGUGUACACCACCAAGUCUCCCCGGGAGCGGGCCAUCUUGGGGCUCCCCAACAGCGUGGAGGAGAUGUGCCCUGACAUCCCGGUGCUGGAGCGGCUCAUGGCAGACAUCGGGGGGCUGGCCGAGUCAGGGGCCCGCUACACAGAGAUGCCACAUGUCAUUGAGAUCACGUUGCCCAUGCUGUGCAGCUACCUGCCCCGCUGGUGGGAACGUGGGCCUGAGGUGCCCCCACCCGCCCUGCCUGCUGGGGUCCCCCCACCCUGUACAGCUGUCACCUCUGACCACCUCAACUCCCUGUUGGGGAAUAUCCUUCGAAUCAUCGUCAACAACCUGGGCAUUGACGAGGCCUCGUGGAUGAAGCGGCUUGCUGUGUUUGCCCAGCCCAUCGUGAGCCGGGCUAGACCAGAGCUCCUGCACUCACACUUUAUCCCGACCAUUGGGCGGCUGCGCAAGCGGGCGGGGAAGGUGGUGGCCGAGGAGGAGCAGCUGCGCCUGGAGGCCAAGGCAGAAGCUGAGGAGGGUGAGCUCCUGGUGCGGGACGAGUUCUCUGUGCUCUGCCGGGACCUGUAUGCCCUCUAUCCUCUACUCAUCCGCUACGUGGACAACAACAGGGCGCACUGGCUGACGGAGCCCAACCCCAGCGCUGAGGAGCUGUUCAGGAUGGUGGGCGAGAUCUUCAUCUACUGGUGCAAGUCCCAUAACUUUAAGCGUGAGGAGCAGAACUUCGUGGUCCAGAAUGAGAUCAACAACAUGUCUUUUCUGACUGCUGACAACAAGAGCAAAAUGGCCAAGUCAGGUGGCUCAGACCAGGAACGUACCAAGAAGAAGCGUCGGGGGGACCGGUACUCUAUACAGACAUCUCUGAUUGUGGCCACGCUCAAGAAGAUGCUGCCCAUCGGCCUGAACAUGUGUGCACCCACUGACCAGGACCUCAUCGCGCUUGCCAAGACCCGCUAUGCCUUGAAAGACACGGAUGAGGAGGUCCGGGAAUUUCUGCAUAACAAUCUUCACCUUCAGGGAAAGGUGGAAGGCUCCCCUUCUCUGCGCUGGCAGAUGGCCCUGUACCGGGGCCUCCCGGGCCGCGAGGAGGACGCGGACGACCCCGAAAAGAUCGUGCGCAGAGUCCAGGAGGUGUCCGCGGUGCUCUACCACCUGGAGCAGGUGGAGCACCCGUACAAGUCCAAGAAGGCCGUGUGGCACAAGCUCUUGUCCAAGCAGCGUCGGAGGGCGGUCGUUGCCUGCUUCCGCAUGACCCCCCUGUACAACCUGCCCACGCACCGGGCAUGUAACAUGUUCCUGGAGAGGUACAAGGCCACCUGGAUCCUGACUGAAGACCACAGUUUUGAGGACCGCAUGAUAGAUGACCUUUCAAAAGCUGGGGAGCAGGAGGAAGAAGAGGAAGAAGUGGAGGAAAAGAAGCCAGACCCCCUGCACCAACUGGUCCUGCACUUUAGCCGCACUGCCUUGACUGAAAAGAGCAAACUGGAUGAAGAUUACCUAUACAUGGCAUAUGCUGAUAUCAUGGCAAAGAGCUGUCACCUGGAGGAGGGAGGGGAGAACGGCGAAGCUGAAGAAGAGGUUGAGGUUUCAUUUGAGGAGAAAGAGAUGGAGAAGCAGAGGCUCCUGUACCAGCAGGCGAGGCUGCACAACCGAGGGGCUGCGGAGAUGGUGCUGCAGAUGAUCAGUGCCUGCAAAGGAGAGACGGGAGCCAUGGUGUCCUCCACCCUGAAGCUGGGCAUCUCCAUCCUAAAUGGGGGCAAUGCUGAUGUGCAGCAGAAAAUGCUGGAUUAUCUGAAGGACAAGAAGGAAGUUGGCUUCUUCCAGAGUAUCCAGGCGCUGAUGCAGACAUGCAGCGUCCUGGAUCUCAAUGCAUUCGAGAGACAGAACAAGGCGGAAGGCCUGGGCAUGGUGAACGAGGACGGGACCGUCAUCAACCGCCAGAACGGAGAGAAGGUCAUGGCAGAUGAUGAAUUCACCCAAGACCUGUUCCGAUUUCUGCAAUUGCUCUGUGAGGGGCAUAAUAAUGAUUUCCAAAACUACCUACGGACACAGACAGGGAACACGACCACUAUUAACAUCAUCAUCUGUACGGUGGACUACCUCCUGCGGCUCCAGGAGUCCAUCAGCGACUUCUACUGGUACUACUCCGGCAAGGAUGUCAUCGAGGAGCAGGGCAAGAGGAACUUCUCCAAGGCCAUGUCGGUGGCGAAACAGGUGUUCAACAGCCUCACCGAGUACAUACAGGGCCCCUGCACCGGGAACCAGCAGAGCCUGGCGCACAGCCGCCUCUGGGACGCCGUGGUGGGAUUCCUGCACGUGUUUGCCCACAUGAUGAUGAAGCUAGCUCAGGACUCGAGCCAAAUUGAACUGUUGAAGGAGCUGCUGGAUCUACAGAAGGACAUGGUGGUGAUGUUGCUGUCACUACUAGAAGGGAACGUGGUGAACGGCAUGAUUGCCCGGCAGAUGGUGGACAUGCUGGUGGAAUCCUCAUCCAAUGUGGAGAUGAUCCUCAAAUUCUUUGACAUGUUCCUGAAACUCAAGGACAUCGUGGGCUCAGAGGCCUUCCAGGACUAUGUCACUGAUCCCCGUGGCCUCAUUUCCAAGAAGGACUUCCAGAAGGCCAUGGACAGCCAGAAGCAGUUCAGCGGCCCGGAAAUCCAGUUCCUGCUGUCCUGCUCCGAGGCGGAUGAAAACGAGAUGAUCAACUGCGAGGAGUUCGCCAACCGCUUCCAGGAGCCGGCGCGCGAGAUCGGCUUCAACGUGGCCGUGCUGCUGACCGACCUGUCGGAGCACGUGCCGCACGACCCGCGGCUGCGCACCUUCCUGGAGCUGGCCGACAGCAUCCUGGAGUACUUCCGCCCCUACCUGGGCCGCAUCGAGAUCAUGGGCGCCUCGCGCCGCAUCGAGCGCAUCUACUUUGAGAUCUCAGAGACCAACCGCACCCAGUGGGAGAUGCCCCAGGUGAAGGAGUCCAAGCGCCAGUUCAUCUUCGACGUGGUGAACGAGGGCGGCGAGUCGGAGAAGAUGGAGCUGUUCGUCAGCUUCUGCGAGGACACCAUCUUCGAGAUGCAGAUCGCCGCGCAGAUCUCGGAGCCCGAGGGCGAGCCCGAGGAGGACGAGGACGACGGGGCGGCCGAGGGCUCCCCCAUCCUCAAGAGGAAGCUGGGGGUGGAUGGAGAGGAAGAGGAGCUGCCUCCAGAGCCAGAGCCAGAACCUGAGCCCGAGCCCGAGAAAGCCGAUGCUGAGAAUGGGGAGAAGGAAGAAGUCCCCGAGCUCCCACCAGAACCCCCCAAGAAGACAGCACCUCCUCCACCCCAGCCAAAGAAGGAGACCAGAGGUGGGGGCCUGGAAUUCUGGGGAGAACUGGAAGUGCAGAGGGUCAAGUUCCUGAACUACCUCUCCCGGAACUUCUACACCCUACGAUUCCUUGCCCUCUUCUUGGCGUUUGCAAUCAACUUCAUCUUGCUGUUUUAUAAGGUCUCAGACUCCCCACCAGGGGAGGAUGACUUGGAGGGCUCAGCAGCUGGGGACCUGGCAGGCACAGGGUCUGGCGGCGGCUCUGGCUGGGGCUCAGGGGCCGGUGAAGAAGCUGAGGAUGACGAAGAUGAGAACAUGGUAUACUACUUCCUGGAGGAGAGCACGGGCUACAUGGAGCCUGCCUUGCGCUGCUUGAGCCUGCUGCAUACACUGGUGGCCUUUCUCUGCAUCAUUGGCUACAACUGCCUCAAGGUGCCCCUGGUGAUCUUUAAGCGGGAGAAGGAGCUGGCCCGGAAGCUGGAAUUUGAUGGCCUCUACAUCACCGAGCAGCCUGAGGACGACGAUGUGAAGGGGCAGUGGGACCGUCUGGUGCUUAACACGCCGUCCUUCCCCAGCAACUACUGGGACAAGUUUGUCAAGCGGAAGGUCCUAGACAAGCACGGGGACAUCUAUGGGCGAGAGCGGAUCGCCGAACUGCUGGGCAUGGAUCUGGCCUCAUUGGAGAUUACAGUCCACCAUGAGCGCAAGCCUGAACCACCGCCCGGGCUGCUUACCUGGCUUAUGUCCAUCGACAUCAAGUACCAGAUCUGGAAGUUCGGGGUCAUCUUCACAGACAAUUCUUUCCUGUACCUGGGCUGGUACAUGGUGAUGUCCCUCCUGGGACACUACAACAACUUCUUCUUUGCUGCCCACCUCCUGGACAUUGCCAUGGGAGUCAAGACGCUGCGCACCAUCCUCUCCUCUGUCACCCACAAUGGGAAACAGCUGGUGAUGACUGUAGGCCUCCUAGCGGUGGUGGUUUACCUGUACACGGUGGUGGCCUUCAACUUCUUCCGCAAGUUCUACAACAAGAGCGAGGAUGAAGACGAGCCUGACAUGAAGUGCGAUGACAUGAUGACAUGUUACUUGUUUCACAUGUACGUGGGUGUCCGAGCUGGUGGGGGCAUCGGGGAUGAGAUUGAGGACCCAGCAGGCGAUGAAUAUGAGCUGUACAGAGUGGUCUUCGACAUCACCUUCUUCUUCUUCGUCAUCGUCAUCCUGCUGGCCAUCAUCCAGGGUCUGAUCAUCGAUGCUUUCGGCGAGCUCCGGGACCAGCAAGAACAAGUGAAGGAAGAUAUGGAGACCAAGUGCUUCAUCUGUGGCAUCGGCAGCGAUUACUUCGAUACCACACCCCACGGGUUCGAGACCCACACUCUAGAGGAGCACAAUCUGGCCAAUUACAUGUUUUUCCUGAUGUACCUGAUAAACAAAGACGAGACAGAACACACGGGUCAGGAGUCUUAUGUGUGGAAGAUGUACCAAGAGAGAUGCUGGGACUUCUUCCCGGCUGGCGAUUGUUUCCGCAAGCAGUACGAGGACCAGCUUAACUGAGUCCCGCCCCCACCUGGCCCUUCACCUCAAGUGCCUUAUUCUCACAGCAAGCCUCUUAGCCCCGACCCCUCCCCCCAAGGCCCUGGGGGAGGGUAACCAUGUGCUGGAGAAAUAAAAUCUGUGCUACACCCCAA
Molecule: messenger RNA, 14453 nt
Organism: Miniopterus natalensis
Lineage: Eukaryota; Metazoa; Chordata; Mammalia; Chiroptera; Miniopteridae
Source: RefSeq, a predicted model, not a curated record